Notolabrus celidotus (New Zealand spotty) is the source of this 4982-nucleotide messenger RNA. Its product is annotated as serine/arginine-rich splicing factor 11-like. Bases 3313 to 4413 code for a protein of 366 amino acids. Gene Ontology annotation, molecular function: RNA binding. The transcript is spliced from 13 exons. Gene Ontology annotation, cellular component: nucleoplasm. NCBI's taxonomy places the organism in Eukaryota, Metazoa, Chordata, Actinopteri, Labriformes, Labridae. The record is from RefSeq and is a predicted model, not a curated record.
CGCGACAUCUCGAUAGCGGCAUUGUUGCUCUCUGCUCGCGGUCGUCGUUUGUCCGUCCGCCCGCAGCAACUCUGAACCAACACACGAUCGGAAAGAUGCUGAGUUUAGUUUCCGCUUGAUUCCGUUUUCAUCUUGUAUGUUCAACACUCAGUAUUUCUGUCCUUAGUUCAGGCACGUCGCUAGCGUAAAGCUAAAAAAUGAAUUCCAGCACGCACGUCAUCCAGGUGACUAAUGUCUCCCCGAGCACCACGUCCGAGCAGAUGAGGACUCUGUUUGGAUUCCUCGGAAACAUAGAAGAGCUCAAGCUGUUUCCACCCGAUGACUCUCCCUUGCCUGUGACUUCACGUGUCUGUUUUGUAAAGUUCCUUGAGUCUGAGUCGGUUGGAGUUUCCCAACACCUGACGAACACCGUCUUCGUGGACAGAGCCUUGAUCGUGGUCCCUUUUGCUGAAGUGGACAAGUCAUUUGCAGAGAGCCCCUUCCUUGCUGGCUGAAAGUGGUCCUCUGCUGCCAUCAGGAGAUUAGAAAAAAUUAUGGCACCUGGCUUGCAAGCCCCCCUUCUCUUGUUCUGCAGUAAAAUAUUAACUCUUCAUUUGUUUUCUCUCUGUUCAAGGCAUUGGUUUUUUUUGUUUUUUUAGAAACUAGCCACACAACUCUUAAGCCAAAUGAGGUGGUUUAGGAGAGAGCGUGCAGGGCUCUCUCAAUUCCUCACAUGUUUAAAGGAUUUCAUAAAUUUAUGAAGUACAAUGUUUGUUGAUUAGUAGCCACGCACCGAAUGAGGGAUGCCCCGAGCAGAUGUGCUCAAACCGCUUCACGGCCUGGGUCUGGCGACGCUGGGCUACCAAGGCCUAGCAGUUUUUUUUAAACAGUUGGUGUCCUCUUAAAAUUAAGCCACUUCUGAUCCUCUGUUUAUAUUUUCGGACUCUGGGCAUGCCCGUUGCAAAGUGAGUUGUGCCUGGGAAAUUUAACGUUAAUGACUCGUAGUGUUAACACUAAAGCCCCGUUUCCACCAAGCGGUUCAGUCCGGUUCGUCUCGGUAUGGCACGCAUUUUGUGGCGUUGCCAUUGACUAAAACCGGGACAGGUUCCCAAAUUACUGAGAUGAACCGUCCCACUUUUUGGUACCUUUCUGAUGGGGUGCCAGACAUACCAAUCUGACCCCAGAAGGUGGAGCUAGAAACACUGCAGUCCGUUGAUUGGUUGAAAGAAUUGUCACUUCCUGUGCGGCAGUGGUAAUAAAGAAUAACACAUAACCCCGCCAUGCUUAAAUCUCCAGUGGACUUCGCAAGAUAACUUUUUUUGUUGGAAAAUGGCGCCAAGAAACAGCGUUCCAUGGUCGACCGAGGAGGUGCAGACUUUCCUCACAUUUUUCGUUGCAUUUAUUAGCAGGGUACACUGUGUCGGGCUGCCAUGACAUCACGCUGUUACGUAGCUGAUCAGCAUCCAGCUUACAUGCCGCCCACCAAGUAGGGCACAGUUGGCUGUGGAAACGCAAACCGGAUCAGGCGUUACCGACCUGUACCAAACUGUAUUGAUCCAUACCAGACCGCUUGGUGGAAACGAGCCAUAACAACAUGCAAGAGAGACAACACUUAAGAUCUCUUCACCUUUAUCAACAUAUCAGUAUUUUAAACUUGUACUCUUUAUUUUGCAUUGCAUACACACGGUUAAUUCUUCUCCACAACAGAUCCACACUGACAUUCUUUUUGACUUUGGUAUUUUGUGCAUCAGUGUAGGACUCAAUUAAAGACCCUGCGCUUACACACUGGUGUUUUCGGUUAGUGGCUGAUUAAACUUAUUUCGUCUCACAUAGGGCGAGGCUGCAGUGGGAGUUUGCUUAUGUCACUACACUCCAGGUUUAGGUUGCCUCACCCUUAACAGGUGCUACAGAUCACAGCGGCAGACUUCUGUGUUAGUUAGAGAAAGUAAUCUGAGUUUAGAGGUUUAAUCAGCCAAAUACAUGAAAACACUUGCAUGGUUGUACUGUGGCUAAUUCGGGUCUGGCUUUGUGACUUUAGACAGAGCUGUUCACUGCAAAUACAAAGGUUUUUGGAUUUAAUGUUAGUAUGGAGUGUGCUUUGCUGAAGUGCGAAAUAUAAAUACAGGAUCAGGGCUUAGAUCGGGAGAAACCUGUUCGGGACAUCCCUACACCAAGCACAGAGCAUGCAAGAUAGAUGAACUAAUCAGCUGUGCAUGCUAGAGUAGAUGUGAAGGUGUGUGCCAUCAUCUACAGUUUCACUAAGCAGAUGUGGUGGAAGCUAAUUAGCAUAUCAUUUGGUCAUUAAUCAUGAUUAGCACAAACUGCCUUUGGCAUUGACUGCUUCAUGUGCCAGAGCCUUGUCUUAUUUACACUGUGCGUCUUUAUUUCCAAAUUGUCACUAACACACAACAGAUACAGUAGUUUUAAGCCUCUGCUUGCUGUUGCAGUAAAAAUGUUUUUUGAUUGACCCUCUCCACACAUGACUCUGAAAGAGUUGAGUGACUCUCACGUUUAACAGUGGUGUUUCUUUUGUUGUUGUGUUUUACAGUUCUUUUUCCUGGUUCAGCCAGCCCUAUAUACCAGGCCCUGCUGAAAAUGCCACCAACAGUUUUGUCUUCUGCAGCCUUAUCCUGUUUCUCAAGUGUCCUUUCUGUUGUGUGUGUGUGUGUGUGCGCGCAUGUGUGUGUGUCUCUCUCCCCCUCUCUCUCUCUCUCCCCCCUUUUUUUUUAAAAAAAAAAAUGUCAUAUGUGAGAUUACAGAAUUAGCCUGUUUUCAGAUUGCACACCCAUGGAUGAUCAUCUCCAUAUGAUUUUCCCUUUGAUUAUACUGUUUGGUUUUUCUUCAGCUUUGGGCACAUUGGUCAUGACGUUAUCACAAAUGUUGCUUGCUGUAGCCUUUAACUGUUAAGUUCAGUUUAUCUUUGACAUUGUUUAGUGAUAAACUGUUGGGUAAACCUAGCAAUGCAGUAGUUUCUAGCAGUGUGGUUGCAAAGUAAGUAAUUUUAUUGUGGUGGGAUUGUGCAGAGUAAACACCAACAAAAGCCCAGAAAAGGUAAUAUGACCAGACCUUUUCUGUUGUUAAGUUUUUUUGUAUUGGUAAUGGUAAGUGAUGUUGAAAUGUACCCAUGUGUCUACACCCAAAUCAUGAACUUGUUUUCUGUAUCUCAAUGUUUUUGUGUGCUUUAUAGCGAAGCAGCCGGCGCGAGUCGCUUGUUCAUAAAACAUCUAAUGAAAGUUGAGAGCACAUCCCAUGGGACAACUGGCUGUGCUUGCUUACGUUUGGUUCAUGACUUAAAAAACAAGUACAGGAGUCAUUCCUGAUGAAUCUAAAGCUAUGUCCCUGCUGGCUCCAGCCAAUGCCGUGGCAGGAAUGAUGCCUGGGGGAGGCCUUCUUCCAACUCCCAAUCCUCUGGCAACAAUGGGAGGGACACCUUUUGGAGGUCUCGGGGCUCCCAACAUGGAGCAAAUGGCUGCCAUGGGAAUGCCAGGACCAAACAUGAACCCCCAGGCUCUUUCUGCAGACUUCCUGAAGCUCAUGCAGUCCAUGGACCCAAAAUUGAAUCCAUUAGCGGCCGGACUGAACCUGAAUCCAGGGAUGAAGACUGACGCCUCUAACAAGGAGAUCGAAGAAGCCAUGAAGAGAGUCAGAGAGGCUCAGUCCCUUAUUUCUGCAGCCAUUGAACCAGGAAAUAAGAAAGAUGACAAGCGUAAGCAUUCCCGCUCGCGUUCAAGGUCGCGGCGCAGGCGGUCCAGAUCUCGCUCAAGACACAGACGUUCAAGGAGCAGGUCUCGACGGAGGUCCCACUCAAGGAGUAGAAGGAGGUCCAAGAGUCCACGGAGGAGGAGGUCCCACUCCAGGGAAAGAGGCCGCCGCAGUAGAUCAAGGGAAAGGAGAAAGGAGGAAAAGUCGUCUAAGAAAAGGUCUAAGACGCCUCCGAAGAGCUACAGCAGUGCCAGGAGGUCUCGAAGCAUUAGUCGGAGGCACAGGCGAAGCCGCACUGCAUCCCGGUCCCCCAAGAGGAAGUUGUCCAGGUCUCCAUCACCUAGGCGGCACAAGAAGGAGAAAAAGAAGGACAAGGAGCGUGAAAAGGAGCGCGAUAGAGACAGGAGGGAGGACAGGGACCGGAGCAGAGAUGAAAGAGAACGCUCCGCCAGUAAGAAGAAGAGGAGCAAAGACAAGGAACGAGAUCGAGACCGCAAAUCAGAUAGUGAGAAAGGAGACGUUAAGGUGACACGAGAUUAUGAUGAAGAGGAGCAAGGUUAUGACAGUGAAAAAGAAGUAGAAGAGGAUGAUGACGAGAGGAAAAGUGACUCCGACUCUGCCUCAUCCCCGAAAGUUCAAGAAGAGGUGGAGAGAUCUGAGGGCCAAAUCCCUAAAAAGUCCAAGUUGAAUGGAGACGAUCACCACCAGGAAGACAUGGAAAUGAGCGACUAAGAACCAGACCGUGUUAUCUUCUCACUGUACCCUUUUGUAUUUUUAAUAUAGGCCACUACAUGUCUGUGCCUGAUCACUCAAAGUUAAAACGAUUUGUUGUCUUAACUGUAGAAGCAUUUGGGAGGGGUAUAGAAGGAAAAAAAGUCAACUUUUGUAAAAUAAAUACUGUCUAAAAUAUGAAGAAACAAGACAUGAUUUUAAAUUGUCAUUGCUGUACUUUUAUAGGAUCUUGUUUUUCUUUUUUUUGCCUUUGUAUUCAAACAUGUUCCACCUGACAGUAGAAUUCAUAAAAAUGUUGCUGUAAAUAUUUUACUAGUCAGGAUUGAGUCCUUUCCUCCUUCAGACUGUUAGUCACUCGCCACCCAGCACUGACUUCUCCUCUUUUUAUUUUUUGGUAUGCCUGGUAUUUUUGCUUUAACUGUAACACACCCAGUCAUGUUUAAGCAGACUCUCAAUUUACACCCCUAUGUAAGUGUACAAUGUAGAUUGAAAUGUGUUGUUGCAGUGAAAUAUUUUGUCUGCAUUCAGUUUUUCGAAAGGAAACAAAUAAAAUUUGAUCGAAAUGUUUA